Molecule: messenger RNA, 306 nt
Organism: Diaporthe amygdali
Lineage: Eukaryota; Fungi; Ascomycota; Sordariomycetes; Diaporthales; Diaporthaceae
Exons: 1
Coding region: 1-306 (101 amino acids)
Source: RefSeq, a predicted model, not a curated record
AUGCACCUCAUUGAUGAGAGAGUCAACUGCGUCGUCAGUCAACAGUGGCUGCAAGCCGACUUGGAUAUCCCCAGCGAUGACGACAUCGGAUAUGAUGUCGACGUUCACGUUUUCUGGUGGCUUGUAGGCCUACGCCUGGAGAUUUUCUUCGAUUACUUCAGUAAAAGUCUUCCUGGCCUCCUCCAGGUACCUGGCAACUCCAUUUGCUUGACCGUUCCAUCCACCUUUUCGAAGGGGUUCUCCGGAUUCAGCUCGACGGUGUGCAUGACCUUCUCCACAGCUCCCGGACUGUUUUCUACCAUGUAG